Messenger RNA from Moneuplotes crassus, 2101 nucleotides. The record is from the annotation of a GenBank genome assembly. Lineage: Eukaryota; Ciliophora; Spirotrichea; Euplotida; Euplotidae.
AAAUAUGGAAGCCAUAGAAGAGACUGACAUGGAUAUUGAUGGAUUCAUCGAUCAAAAUUUACAAUUUACUCAGAAUAAUGAAGACAUUAAAUAUCUUGAACAACAAUAUGACCAAAAGGAUGCAACACAAGGAGAUCAAGAGUAUUAUGACCUCUUAGCUGAUUUUAAGACAAUAGACCCUUCUGUAAAAUUUUACAUAGUAACAAAUCUGGAAAGAUUAGUAAGGACAUGCUCUCAGCCAGUCCAAUCCCAAAAAGUACUGUCUCAAAUCACGAGCAUGGAGUUUAUAAAUGGAAUAAUCGGUUACUCUGAGUUGAUUUAUGAGUAUAUAAAGCAAAUCCAAGCACUGAGUAAAACGAGCUCUGAUAAGCUGAUCUACCUCAAUGCUUUAGAGAAUAUCCUCAAUGAUUCUCUAGAGAGAUACAUUAUUGAAAAGAUUGAAUGGGCCAUCUUCGAACUUAUCUGCAGUCUCGGAAAUGAUGAGCAAUUACAAGAACAAUCUGAAAGAAUUAUGAACGAGUUUUACCAAUCUAACGUAGUUGCGAAGAAGACUUCAAUUUUUAUGAUAAUCACUCAGCUUUAUGAAAUGGUAAAUGAAAAUACAAAGCAUCAGUUCUCAGAGAUCUUCCUCAAUGGGGCACAGGGUACUUCAUCUGUGAUGAAGAGGAAGAUAUGCCAAAAUUUACCUGAGGCUAUCUUUAUAGAGCCUUUGCAUCGUAUCGAGAUGCUAGAGGAGUUUCUCAAAGACCCUAAUGAGUAUGUCAGGAUAGAAGCCACUAAUGCUAUCUCAAGGUUCUAUGAUGCUAAAAUCUUAGAUUACUCUAAGUUCAUUGAUAUCCUAAAAGAUAUAUUCGAAAACCCAAGGGAAAAGUCCUGGAGAGUCAAAUAUUCUCUGAUAGAAGUUGUCUAUAAGACAAUAAAAUAAAUUAAGCAUUGAAAAUUUGAAUGACCCAGCCUUUGUUUCUUUCCUGCAGGUCUAUUUUGAAUUAGACAAUGAAGAAAACAACGCUAUGCAUAAUAUCAUCGGAAUUGACUGCAUUUUUAGCUGGGCUCAGAGAGUAUUCAUGAACAAAGUUGACGAAAGUAUCAAUAACAAAAUUGCUAGUGGGAAAGAAAGCUCUAAAUACUCAAAAAGCUCUCAGAAUAACUCAAAUGAUCCUCUAUUUCUAUCAAAUAUCGAACAUUUCAUUCUUUUAUGAGAGCAGAUGAUAAAGUUAUUCUCGCACAAAAAUACUCACUAUCUUGUAAAGCAGAAGAUAUGUUUGGGUAUCAGUAAGAUUGUGACUAUCCCUGUAUCGAACAAAGAUCUGAAAUAUAUGUACUCAAAGUUGCUCUCUGAGUUAAGGCACCAAUUCUUGAAGCAUCCAAAUAAGUACUCGUACCUAUUCAAAGAGUUCUUAGAUGACUUGAAUUCCAAGCUGAUGCACUUUAAAGAGGAGAAAACAGAUAUUAAGGAAGCCCAUGGGAACUAUUUCAAUAUUUUUGAUUGCCCUCCAACUCAGGAAAUUGAGAGCAAAGAAAGCUCCGAGCAAAGCGCAUCUGAGAUUUAUCAGAGAAUGAUGAUCAAGAAUUUCAGAAAAAUAAUCAGACCUGAGCUUAUAGAGUUAGUUAGUAAGCCAAAAGUUGAAGAGAAGUGGCUGAAUAGGAUUAGUAUACUCAACCUCAUGACUCUUCUCCUCCAAGAUGAGCUAUAUGCCACUAUUGAUGAGUAUCUUGAAGAACUUACUAAGAAGCAAAAUGAGGAUAAGGAGAUGAAGGAAAAUGAAGAAAUUCAUGACCAAGAUGGUGAAUCACCUAAGAAAGAGCCCCAUCUAGAUGAUUUUAUUGAAUCUUCUACAAUAUUGCAGUAUUUUGCUAAGAAAUAUAACGAAAUUUGCUCUCAGAAAGGAUACACAGAGAUUUUAGAUAAAAAUGAGAACAAGGAUGCUAAUUUAAGUCCCCAAGUUAAUGUGAACACUAAUUUGGUGAACAAAGAAGCGAUUGAAAUAGUCCGGAAGAUCGAGAUGAACAGUUACAAAUAUCAGAACAAGUACUUGGCUAGGGCAAAUCAGAAAUUUGUGCAGAAUUAUAUCAAAAAGCCAAUGGAGGUUUCAUAAUCUAA